CCACGGCGGCCGCCCCCGCGCUGGGCUAUGGGUAUCACUUUGGCAAUGGAUACUAUAGCUGCAGGAUGUCCCACGGGGUUGGGAUACAGCAAAACGCCCUGAAGUCUCCCCCCCAUGCCUCCAUUGGCGGCUUCCCCGUGGAAAAGUACAUGGACGUCUCCAGCUUGACCAGCACGAGUGUCCCCGCCAAUGAAGUCUCCUCCAGGGCAAAGGAAGUGUCCUUCUACCAGGGCUAUACAACCCCCUACCAGCACGUUCCUGGGUACAUAGACAUGGUCUCAACGUUUGGCUCUGGGGAACCGAGACACGAAACAUACAUAUCAAUGGAGGGCUAUCAGUCUUGGACUCUGGCUAAUGGCUGGAAUAGUCAGGUUUACUGUGCCAAAGAUCAGACACAGAGCUCACACUUCUGGAAAUCGUCCUUUCCAGGGGACGUUGCACUAAACCAGCCCGAUAUGUGUGUCUAUCGGCGUGGGAGAAAGAAGCGAGUGCCGUAUACAAAACUGCAGCUUAAAGAACUCGAGAAUGAAUAUGCCAUUAACAAGUUCAUUAACAAGGACAAGAGGCGAAGGAUAUCCGCAGCCACAAACCUGUCUGAGAGACAAGUUACCAUUUGGUUUCAGAACAGGAGAGUGAAGGAUAAGAAAAUAGUUUCCAAACUGAAAGACAACGUAUCAUGAUACAUUAGCUGCGGACAGUGAUGAAAAUAUAAACUCGAUUUACAACCAGCUAAAGACUUUUGGAAAGACUUGAAAAUAUAUUUAAUUUUUUUUGUCCUUCCAGCUGCGGCGAAAUUUCGGGAAUUGUUUUCCGU
Ficedula albicollis (Collared flycatcher) is the source of this 814-nucleotide messenger RNA. RefSeq names its product homeobox D13 (gene HOXD13). The transcript is spliced from 2 exons. The coding region runs from base 66 to 680 and encodes 204 amino acids. The record is from RefSeq and is a predicted model, not a curated record. Gene Ontology annotation, biological process: regulation of transcription by RNA polymerase II. Lineage: Eukaryota; Metazoa; Chordata; Aves; Passeriformes; Muscicapidae. Gene Ontology annotation, molecular function: RNA polymerase II cis-regulatory region sequence-specific DNA binding; DNA-binding transcription factor activity, RNA polymerase II-specific.